Pelodiscus sinensis (Chinese soft-shelled turtle) is the source of this 3553-nucleotide messenger RNA. Lineage: Eukaryota; Metazoa; Chordata; Testudines; Trionychidae. The record is from RefSeq and is a predicted model, not a curated record.
AUGGCUGUGCAACCUGGAGCAGCACCCCGCCGCUGCUUCCCCGCUGUGCAUCAGCUGGCCUUCCGUGAACCCUCGGCCACUCAUGACCCUGCCAUCUACGGUGUCCUGCUGCCUACGGUGGAGGCCACAGGUCUGGUGGGAGCCUGUGGGGAGACGGUGCUGCUGUGCUCCCCAUUGCUGCUCCACCAGAAGGUCACUAAAUGGCUGUGCAACCUGGAGCAGCACAUGAAAGAGGCCCUCUUCUACCUGCUGCAGGGGUGCAUGGUCCGGCGCCUGGCCCUGCGCCCCCAGCUUGACGUGGCCUUUGAGCAGCGCCCAGGCCCCCCCGAGCUGCCACUGCACCUACUGGUGGAGCACUGGGUGCAGCUGGCGACAGAUUUCCCAGCCCAGUGUGUGCUGCUGGCCGAGCAGGCCUGGUGGCACGUGGACGUGCAGGAGCGUCUCUUCAGCUCCAUGCGCAAGCCUGGCCUGAAGCUCAAGCACAAACUCAAGCUGGAGGCCCUGGCCCAUUAUGUCCGCAACUACUGCAGUAGCCAUGCAGGGCAGCCGGGCAGAACCCGGAUGAGUACGCUGCUGGGGGCCCUGCUGACCAUCACCGUGCACCAGCGCGACGUGCUGGCUCGCCUCCUGGAGCGCAAGGUCGACUCACCCACCGCCUUUGACUGGGCCCAGCUGCUCAAGUACCGGCUAGCUGUGCACCCCGAAAGUGCCAGGGCCGUGGGUGCCCCUGUUGAGACCUGGGCUGCCAGCUCCCCAGGCUGCUGGGCCGAGACCCUUGACAUGAGCCUGCACUAUGACUACGAGUAUGUGGGGAACUGCCCCCACCUGGUGGGGAGCCCCCAGCUGGAGAGGAGCUUCCUGGGGCUGCUGCUGGCGCUGCAGGAGUUCCACUGCGGAGCUGCUCUUGGCUGCUACGGGGCUGGGAAAACAGCCGCUGUGCAGCAGUUGGCCAGGGCGCUGGGGCGCCAGGUCGUCACCCUGCACUGUUCCCAUCAGAUGGGUCUGGGCUGCCUCAGCAGGCACCUGAGUGGGGCUGUGCAGGCUGGGGCCUGGUUGCUGCUGGAGGCCGUGGACCAACUGGAGCCCGGUGUCCUGUCCGGCUUCAGCCAGCUCCUGUCAGACCUGCAGAGGCUCUGCAUGGGCCUGCGGGAGGGGGAGCCCCAGGGGACCCCCACCGACCAGAGCAAGGAUGGGGAGGGGCAGAAGCAGCCUAUUAGGGCCCUGCCAGAGUUGGGCUUGGAUGAGGCCGAGCCCUUCCAGCCCUGCGUGCUGGGGAACAUCCUCUUUGGGGAGCGGCUGCUGCGGGUCAGGGAGACCUAUGGCUGCCUGGCCACCAUGCGGCGCGUGCCUGAGCUCCUGCGCCUGGUCCUGCGCCCCGUGUGCCUGCUGCCCCCCGCGCUGCACAAGGUGGCAGAGGUGAUGCUGCUGGCAGCUGGUUUCCGGGAAGCAGAGCCCCUGGCCAAGAAGCUCAGUUCUUUCUUCUGGCUGGAGGGGGAGCUGGGCCCGGGCCCUGCCCCCAGCCGCCUGGCCCUGCUCCAGAGGGUCAUUGAGGCAGCCAUUGGCACAGUGUAUCCGCCCACCACCAGGCCAGAGGUACAGGCCUUUGAGAGCCUGGCUGAGGAGCCUGCUCUCCUCCGAGCUCUCUGCCUCUCACCCUUCCUGGCCUCCAUGGAGGAGCCCAGGCUGAGUAGAGUGUGGGAGCUGCUCCGUGGGCUCUUCCCGGCCUCCUGCUCCCUGCUCCCCGAGGCCCGGGUCCCCCCCCAGCUGCUGAGUGCUGUGGCAGCCCAGCUGCACGAGGACAAGCUCCACACUGACUCCGAACUCACCAGCACCAUGGUGCAGCUUCACCAGGCCCUGAUGGGCUCACCGGGAGUCCUGCUGCUGGGGCCCUCGGGCAGCGGCAAGACCACAGCCUGGAAGACCCUGGCCAAGGUGCUGAGCAGGCUGGCUGCGAGCGAGUCCCUGGAGCUGACGGCAGGAGCAGGCAGGCCGAGCACCCGGAGGGAUGUGGCAUAUCGGCCCGUCAGCACUGUCUGCCUCUGCCCCAACGGCCUCAGUGCCGCCGAGUUCCUGGGCUGGCUGGAGGGAGGCAUCUGGCGGGAGGGUGUUUUCUCCCGGCUCCUGCAAGGAGCAGCUGCCUCAGCCCCUGCCUCUGGGCUGGGCGUGCCAGGAACCCAGCAAUGGCUGGUGCUGGACGGCUCUGCCAGUGCCGAGUGGCUGGACCCCAUCUCCUCACUGCUCCGCGCAGAGCCCGCUCUCAGCCUGCCGAGUGGGCAGUGGCUCCAGCCCCCGGAGACUGUGAAGUUCCUCUUUGAGAUGCCUGACGGCUCCAGCAUUUCUCCAUCCAUCUCCACGCACUGCACCCUCCUGCACUGCAGGGGCGCGUGCGUCUGGCAAGCACUGCUGGCCUCGGCUCUCGCCACUGUCUCCCACAUGCACAACAUGAGCCAGGAGAGCGUGGCCAUGCUGCGUGGCCUUGCUGCCGACGUCGUGCCCCCCACGCUGACCUUCCUGCAGCAGAACUGCAGCUCCGUCCUGCAGCCGCACGCCGACCUGUGCAGCCCCGUGGCCUGCGGAGUCCCGGAGACCGCAGCCUUCACCCGCCUCCUGAAGGUUCUACUGGAGCAGCACCUGAGCCCCGACAAGGUGAAGGCCCAGCCCCUGAGACGGGGGGACCCAGCAGUGGCUGAGGACAGCUGUGCUGGAGUCGCAAAGGCCCACUCCCACCGGCACUUGGAUGAAACUGUCCCCGCCCAUCACCAUCUGCUUGUCCGCAGCAUCUUUGUCUUUGCCUUCAUCUGGGGGUUCGGUGGCCACCUGCAUCCCAGGCACUGGGCUCUCUUUGACAGCUUUGCUCGUAGAGUCCUGUCCAGCAGCUGCUACGCCAUCGAGCUGCCCUCAGCCGAGUCUGUCUUUGACGUCUGUCCCCAGCCCGAGGACGGGAAACUGGAGGUCUUUGAUGGGAAAUUUCUGUCCAGCAGAUUCAAGGCAGUUCCUCUCAGCUUCACCAUCCUGCCCCAGGUACGGCCUGGCCCCGGGGGUCCCCAUGAGCUGCCCCAGGUACGGCCUGGUCCUGGGGGUCCCCAUGAGCUGCCCCAGGUACAGCUUGGCCCCAGGGGUCCCCAUGAGCUGCCCCACCCUGCUCCAGGUACAACCUGGUCCCUGGGGGUUCCCAUUGUGAUGGGUUGAGUCACAGAGUUUCCCUUGAAACUGUCUCCUGAUGAGCUGCGCAUAGCACUGAGCCUGCCCGCCAGCCCUGUGGGGUACUCCACCACCCUGUCCUGUUCAAUGUUUUCUUUAUUUGUAUACUCCAAAAAACCCCAAGCCCUCACUGAUGUAAUCCCCAACUGAGGCACCUCACUCCCCUGGUGCCAAAAGUUCUGAUCUUCUGCAGCCAAGGCACCAAGUUGGGGUAGGACCCUCCCAGCCAAAUAACAGAGACACUGAUUACAGCUCAGCUCUGGGAAGGCUCAAGUACAGAGACUUGACAGGCCCGUGGGCACAGCCCCAGUGGAAGCAAACCCCCCCAAUAAAUCCAUCUGACUCUACAUAA